CAGUUGGAUGGAUGAGGUGAGCUUGCCUGUGUCGAGUCUCCUGGAUGAUGGCUGCUUUCGGGAUUCUAAGUUAUGAACACCGGCCACUAAAGCGGCCCAGGCUCGGUCCUCCGGAUGUCUAUCCUCAAGAUCCAAAGCAGAAAGAAGAUGAAUUGACUGCACUGAAUGUGAAGCAAGGUUUCAACAACCAGCCAGCUGUGACUGGUGAUGAACAUGGCACUGCCAAAUAUGUCAACUUCAACCCUUCAAAGAUCAGUUCAAAUUUCAGCAGCAUCAUUGCUGAGAAGCUUCGUUACAACACAUUUCCAGACACGGGGAAGCGUAAGCCACAGGUCAAUCAGAAGGACAACUUCUGGCUUGUCACGGCACGGUCACAGAGCUCCAUCAAUAACUGGUUCACGGAUUUAGCUGGAACUAAACCCCUAACACAGCUGGCAAAAAAGGUUCCCAUCUUUAGCAAAAAGGAAGAGGUAUUUGGAUACUUGGCCAAGUACUUGGUCCCUGUAAUGCGGUCAGCAUGGAUGAUCAAGAUGACAUGUGCAUAUCACGCAGCUAUUACAGAAACUAAAGUCAAGAAGAGGCAUGUGAUUGAUCCUUGUAUAGAAUGGACUCAGAUCAUUACUAAGUACCUGUGGGAGCAGCUUCAGAAGGUGGCUGAGUUUUACAGACAGUUUCCCAGUCAAGGAUGUAGCUCACCCCUUCCAGCCACCCCUGCUGAUGUGGAAACAGCCAUGAAGCAGUGGGAAUACAAUGAAAAGCUCGCCAUGUUCAUGUUUCAGGAUGGAAUGCUCGACAGACACGAGUUCCUGACGUGGGUUCUGGAGUGCUUUGAGAAGGUCCGACCUGGUGAAGAUGAACUUCUGAGACUUCUUCUGCCCCUUUUACUGCAGUACUCUGGGGAAUUUGUACAGUCAGCUUAUUUGUCUCGGAGGCUUGCUUACUUCUGCACACGCCGUCUCAAUCUGUUGCUGAGCGAUGGGAGCUUGGGCCCUGGCACAGGAGGACAUCCAGCACAUGGCAUUUUGGCACAGCAAGGUACUGCCUUGCCCCCUACUCCAACCUCCCAGCCAGCAGGAGGAAACCAACCCCAGACACCAUUCACAGAUUUCUACAUCUGUCCUCAGCACAGACCUCUGGUGUUCGGGCUCAGCUGUAUGCUACAGAGCAUAGUGUUGUGUUGUCCCAGCGCUCUGGUGUGGCAUUACUCUCUAACAGACAGCAGAAACAAGACUGGUUCCCCUCUGGACCUCUUGCCUAUUGCACCUUCAUGUUUACCAAUGCCUGGUGGAAAUACUGCCUUCACCCAGCAGGUCCGUGCAAAGCUGCGAGAAAUAGAAGAGCAAAUUAAGGAGAGAGGGCAGGCCGUGGAGUUCAGGUGGUCAUUUGAUAAGUGUCAGGAAACCACAGCAGGUUUCACAAUUGGGAGGGUUCUCCAUACACUGGAAGUUUUAGACAACCAUAGUUUUGAGAAGUCUGACUUUAGCAACUCAUUGGACUCGCUGUACAACCGAAUUUUCGGUUCAGGCCAGAGCAAAGAUGGCCAUGAGAUGUCACCAGAUGAUGACGCGGUGGUGACCUUGCUUUGUGAGUGGGCCGUGUGCUGUAAGCGCUCUGGUAGGCACAGUGCUAUGGUGGUGGCUAAACUGCUGGAGAAGAGACAGGCGGAAAUAGAGGCAGAGAGGUGCGGUGAGUCUGAGGUCGUGGACGAGAAGGGCUCUGUGUCAUCUGGCUCCUUGUCAGCUGCCACGCUGCCAGUCUUUCAAGAUGUCCUGCUGCAGUUUCUCGAUACUCAGGCACCCACACUGACGGAGCCUGGGAAUGAAAGUGAAAGAGUGGAGUUCUCCAAUUUGGUCCUGCUCUUUUGUGAGCUCAUCCGUCAUGAUGUCUUCUCCCACAACAUCUACAUGUGCACGCUCAUUUCUCGCGGUGACUUGUCUUCUGACUCCCAUCUGCCGCGGCCGCGUUCACCCAGUGACGAGCCCUCCGAUGAGUCAGAGCGCAAGGAGCAGGAUGCAGGCAACAACAUAAAGAUGGAGGAUGCUGGUCUGUCGGAGUCGAUGGAAAUCGAUCACAACUCCAGUGCUAAUUUUGAUGAGAUGUUCUCUCCUCCUAUGCACUGUGAGUCUAAGGGGAGCCCUUCUCCUGAGAAGCCAGCAUCAGAGCAGGACAACAAGACGAGUAAAGACAAGGGCCUUGAUCCUGCCUUUCCUCAGCUGUAUGAGCAGCCACGCCACAUUCAGUAUGCUACUCACUUCCCUAUUCCUCAGGAGGAGAGCGCCAGCCACGAGUGCAACCAGCGGUUAGUAGUUCUGUACGGUGUGGGUAAACUGAGAGACGAGGCACGACACACCAUCAAGAAGAUUACCAAAGAUAUCUUGAAAGUACUCAAUCGCAAAAGCACAGCAGAAACAGGAGGUGAAGAAGGACAGAAGAGGAAGCGGAGUAAGCCUGAAGCCUUUCCCACUGCAGAAGAUAUUUUCUCUAAAUUCCAGCAUCUUUCCCACUUUGAUCAGCACCAGGUUACUUCUCAGGUGUCCAGGAACGUGUUGGAACAGAUCUCCAGCUUUGCCUCAGGGAUGAGUUACCAUCUGCCUCUUGUCCAGCACAUCCAGUUCAUCUUCGACCUCAUGGAGUACUCGCUCAACAUUAGCGGCCUCAUUGACUUUGCUAUUCAGCUUCUCAAUGAGUUGAGUCUGGUGGAAGCCGAGUUACUGCUGAAGUCGUCCAGUCUGGUUGGAAGCUACACCACCAGCUUGUGUCUGUGUAUUGUUGCUGUGUUGAGACGGUACCACUCGUGCCUGAUUCUUAAUCCUGAGCAGACGGCGCAGGUUUUUGAUGGGCUGCGUGUCGUGGUGAAGUCGGGCGUGAACCCAGCAGACUGUUCCUCUGCGGAGCGCUGUAUCUUGGCUUACCUGUAUGACCUCUACACCUCCUGUAGUCACCUCAAGAGCAAGUUUGGAGAAAUUUUCAGCGAGUUUUGCUCCAAAGUAAAGAACUCCAUCUACUGCAAUAUUGACCCAUCAGACUCUAACAUGCUUUGGGAUCCUGGCUUCAUGAUGGAAGCCAUUGCCAAUCCUUCAGCCCACAACUUCAACCAUUCCAUGGUGGGCAAGAUCCUCAAUGACAGCCCAGCAAACCGUUACAGCUUCGUCUGCAAUGUGCUGAUGGAUGUGUGUGUGGACAACAGAGACCCAGAGAGGGUGAACGACAUUGGGAUCCUGUGUGCAGAGUUGACGGCCUAUUGUCGCUAUCUGAGUGCAGAGUGGCUCGGUAUUCUCAAGGCUCUGUGCUGCUCCUCCAACAAUGGCAACUGUGGCUUCAAUGACUUACUCUGUAAUGUUGAUGUUAGCGAUUUGUCCUUCCAUGAUUCUCUGGCAACCUUCGUAGCCAUUUUAAUUGCAAGACAGUGCCUGCUCCUAGAAGACUUGGUUCGCUGUGUGGCCAUUCCUUCUCUCCUUAAUGCGGCCUGCAGCGAGCAGGACUCUGAGCCUGGUGCUAGACUUACCUGCAGGAUUUUGUUGCAUCUUUUUAAGACACCCCAGCGUAACCCUGUCCCCCAAGAUGGUAUAAAAUCAGAUAAAUUAUCAGUUGGUAUCCGGUCAUCCUGUGAUCGUCACCUUCUCGCCGCUUCUCAAAAUAGCAUAGUUGUUGGAGCCGUGUUUGCUGUCCUCAAAGCUGUCUUUAUGCUGGGUGAUGCAGAAUUAAGGGGCUCAGGACUGCCACAUCCUGCUGGCCUUGAUGACAUCUCUGAGGGGCUCAAUGUCUCUGUAGAAACAGCCAGCUUAGAUGUAUAUGCAAAGUAUGUUCUGAAGACCAUCUGCCAGCAGGAAUGGGUUGGAGAGCGCUGCCUUAAGUCUUUGUCUGAGGACAGCAGUGCCCUUCAAGACCCAGUCCUGGUAAAUAUUCAGGCCCAGCGGCUACUGCAGCUUAUUUGCUACCCUCACCGCCAGCUGGAUAGUGAUGAUGGCGACAACCCUCAAAGACAACGUAUCAAACGUAUCCUGCAGAAUAUGGAUCAGUGGACGAUGAGGCAGUCGUCUCUAGAGUUGCAGUUGAUGAUCAAACAAAGCACCAACAAUGAGCUCUAUUCUCUCUUGGAGAACAUAGCCAAGGCCACCAUUGAGGUGUUUCAGAAAUCAGCUGAGAUGAACUCGAGUAACCUUUCAGGGAACGGGACAGCAGUUCAAGGUGGCUCCACAACAAACGCCACGACUGCCAUCACAAGCAAGAUGAAACCCAUUUUAAGUUCAUCAGAGCGGUCCGGUGUUUGGCUGGUGGCGCCACUGAUUGCCAAGUUACCCACCUCAGUUCAGGGACAUGUCCUGAAGGCAGCAGGAGAGGAGUUGGAGAAAGGACAGCACCUGGGCUCUUCCUCACGAAAGGAGAGGGACAGGCAGAAACAGAAGAGUAUGUCUCUGCUGAGCCAGCAGCCGUUCCUGUCCUUAGUGCUGACCUGUCUGAAGGGGCAAGAUGAACAGAGGGAAGGUCUUCUCACCUCCCUCUACAGCCAAGUGCAGCAGAUUGUCACCAACUGGAGAGAGGACCAAUACCAGGAUGACUGCAAGGCGAAGCAAAUGAUGCACGAGGCCCUGAAGCUGCGACUGAACCUGGUGGGUGGCAUGUUUGACACUGUGCAGCGAAGCACCCAGCAGACAACUGAGUGGGCGGUCCUACUCCUUGACAUCAUUAGUAGUGGCACAGUGGACAUGCAGUCUAAUAACGAGCUCUUCACCACAGUGUUGGACAUGUUGAGUGUUCUGAUUAAUGGCACACUGGCUGCUGACAUGUCGAGCAUCUCUCAGGGCAGCAUGGAGGAGAAUAAAAGGGCCUACAUGAAUCUGGUCAAGAAGCUGAGGAAGGAGCUUGGUGAUCGGCAGUCAGAAAGUUUGGAAAAAGUGCGCCAGCUUCUACCACUGCCCAAGCAAAUGCGUGACGUCAUUACCUGUGAACCACAGGGCUCCCUAAUAGAUACUAAGGGUAACAAGAUAGCAGGUUUUGAGAAGGAGGGCCUUCAAGUUUCGACCAAACAGAAGAUUUCUCCUUGGGAUGUCUUUGAGGGUUUGAAACAUUCAGCUCCACUCUCCUGGGGCUGGUUUGGGACUGUGCGAGUGGACCGCAAGGUCACUAAAUUUGAGGAGCAGCAGCGCUUUCUCCUUUAUCACACCCACCUGAAACCCAAACCUCGCAGCUAUUACCUGGAGCCCCUCCCACUUCCUCCCGAAGAGGAAGAGCCCUUGACACCUGUAUCUCAGGAACCAGAAAAGAAGAUUGAGGCAGUUAAGCCAGAGAAGAAUGUACCUACUGUGGCUUCAGAUUCCAAGAAGAAGUCCAGCAAGAAGAAGAAAACGCCUUCUGCAAAGACGGAGGACUUUGUGAAUCGUACACCGAGUGGUGUUGCCUAUGGAACGAGUAUGCCGCCUGAUCUGAUGCAGAACCACCCAUAUGGUAGAAUAAGCUACGGGCAGCAGCCAAUGGGCAUGUACACACAGAACCAGCCCUUACCUCCAGGAGGACCUGGAUUAGAUACUCCAUACAGACCUCCACGCAACCCACAAAUGGCCAAAAUGAUGCCAACGCGACCAAACUACCCACCCAUGAUGCCCAGCAUGCAGGGAAGCAUGCCUGGCAUGAUGGGAUUGGACAAUAAAUAUCCAAUGGGCUACAAACCCCAGCCUAAUAUACCACAGGGCCAAAUCCUGCGCCAGCAGCUCCAGGUUAGACUGAAUCACAGCAUGUUAGGGCAGCAGAUUAGACAAAUGACACCAAACCAGCCGUACACUUCAAUGCCGGCUUCUCAGAACAUAUCUCAGGGCUAUACCACGUACGGAUCGCACAUGGGGAUGCAGCAGCAUCCAUCCCAAGGUGGUGGUAUAGUUCCUUCUUCUUAUGGGAACCAGAACUUCCAGGGAGCCCAUCCUGGAGCCAACCCGGCUGCAGUGGAUCCUCUGAGGCAAAUGCAACAGAGACCCAGUGGUUAUGUGCACCAGCAGGCCCCAGGCUACGCCCACAGUAUGCAGAACACACAGAGAUUUGCCCACCAGCCCCUCCAGCAGAAUCCUAUCAUGCAUGGUCUUAGCCAUAUGGGAGGCCAGGGUGUCCACCCAGGCAUGAGGUCCAAUCAGAUGCUGGCAGAACAACAACAACAACAACAGCAGCAGCAGCAACAGCAACAGCAGCAACAACAAGCAGUACAGCAACAGCAGCAGUACCUCAGACAACAAGCACUCCGACAGCAACAGGUCCAGCAAGUUCAACAGCAGCAGCAGCAGCAACAACAGCAGCAGCAGCAGCAACAGCAAGUCCAGCAACAGCAGGUUCCACCCCAACAACAAGUUCCCCAGCAGCAGCCACAGCAGCAGCAGCAGGUAUCGGCAGUGCCUCCACCGGGCCAGGCCCAGAACCAGGGCCUGGGCAUGCAGCCGCUGCCCCCACAGCAACCCAUGUUUCCACGACAGGGAAUGCAGCAGACUCAACAGCAGCAGCAGACUGCCGCUCUGGUCCGGCAGCUGCAACAGCAGCUUUCAAAUUCACAACCAGGACAGAGCACCAACACUUACUACUGAUGGUGUCUGUUUACACGUCAUAAAUGUGUUCAGUUCACAGAAGAAAGCAAAAAAGAGCAAUGCACAAAGGACCACCAAAUGGAUGAACCAAAUCCCAACCGACUUCAGUUAUGUAACUACAGAUUGCACUCUGAAGUAAAGGUUUAUGUAAAAGAAAAAGUAAUUAUAAGAGUGCAAUUUUUUUUUUUAUUUCACUUUGUACAAUUUUUCAGUUUCCUGUUUCAUUAAAAGAAUCAUGUCAGAUUUUUUGUCUUGUACUUGGUGUUUUAUGGCUGUAUAAUCUGUUAAAGAUCUCAAUGUCAUGAG
Thalassophryne amazonica is the source of this 6869-nucleotide messenger RNA. RefSeq names its product mediator complex subunit 12 (gene med12). The record is from RefSeq and is a predicted model, not a curated record. Gene Ontology annotation, biological process: regulation of transcription by RNA polymerase II. Gene Ontology annotation, molecular function: transcription coactivator activity; beta-catenin binding. The transcript is spliced from 43 exons. Gene Ontology annotation, cellular component: mediator complex. Lineage: Eukaryota; Metazoa; Chordata; Actinopteri; Batrachoidiformes; Batrachoididae. Bases 45 to 6563 code for a protein of 2172 amino acids.